Engraulis encrasicolus (European anchovy) is the source of this 5533-nucleotide messenger RNA. RefSeq names its product potassium channel tetramerization domain containing 20 (gene kctd20). The transcript is spliced from 7 exons. Gene Ontology annotation, biological process: positive regulation of phosphorylation. The coding region runs from base 358 to 1443 and encodes 361 amino acids. The record is from RefSeq and is a predicted model, not a curated record. Lineage: Eukaryota; Metazoa; Chordata; Actinopteri; Clupeiformes; Engraulidae. Gene Ontology annotation, cellular component: cytoplasm. Gene Ontology annotation, molecular function: protein binding.
UCGCCUCUGGGUGGCAGUAAGACUACACUUCUAGGGUCUCGAAAGUCCAUGGCGCGAGGUCCAGACUAGUAUGUAGGGCACCAUAGGUGACAGCUCGCUGGCCGGCGGACCCAUGGGGCCAUUGGCCAAAAUUAAAUCAGACGAGUGGGGCAAACACUACCAUCAGUGUGCAGAGAAACCAGAGGAUUACACCCAGAGGAAGCUGCUCUCCGUCACAGUCCGGACGCAACGAGUCUCAGUCAGGGAUGGGUACUGCUGCUCGUUGUGCUUCAGCGUCUUCAUCAUUCAGACUGGCUUUGGUUCCUCUUUGUGUGUUGUACUGUAGGUAAGGACCAUUGGAAGUCAAGAGUGGUGAGCAUGGCAGAGGGGAGAUCGUUGUUGGCCACAGGACGGAGUAUGUCGGAGGGCUCGGAGCGGCCGCCAUCGGUGGACACGAGGCCGUUAGGUGUGGAGGUCGGCAGGCCAGGGAGAGAGGCCAGGCCCGUGGGAGAGCCCUCCUCCCGGGGCUCUGUCAUGCACCCCGAGAGGGUCACCCUGGUGGUGGACGGCACACACUUUGUGGUGGACCCAGCGUUAUUCACCGCACACCCGGACACCAUGCUGGGCAGGAUGUUUGGCCCAGCUCGGCAGCACAACUUCACGCGGCCCAAUGCGAAGGGAGAGUACGAGAUAGUGGAGGGCAUCAACGCCAGCAUCUUCCAUGUCAUCUUGGACUACUACAGAGGGGGCAUUCUGCAGUGUCCAGAGGGCAUCUUGGUGGCAGAGCUCCGGGAGGCCUGUGACUACCUAUGCAUCAACUUCGACUACAACACUGUCAGAUGUCGCGACCUCAGUGCCCUCCUACACGAGUUGUCCAAUGACGGUGCCCGUAGACAGUUUGAGGGCUACUUGGAGGAGCUGGUAGUUCCAGCCAUGGUGUCCAGUGCCCAGGAAGGGGAGCGAGAGUGCCACAUAGUGGUCCUGACCGACGACGACACUGUGGACUGGGACCAUGACAACCCUCCACCCAUGGGCGAGGAGUACUCACAGAUCAUAUACAGCACCAAACUGUACAGAUUCUUCAAGUACAUUGAGAACAGAGAUGUGGCCAAAGCUCUGUUGAAGGAACGAGGCCUGAAGAACAUACGCAUUGGCAUCGAAGGGUACCCCACAUGUAAGGAGAAGGUGAAGCGUCGCCCGGGCGGGAGGUCGGAGGUCAUCUACAACUACGUGCAGCGGCCCUUCAUCCACAUGUCCUGGGAGAAGGAGGAGGGCAAGAGUCGCCACGUGGACUUCCAGUGUGUGCGCAGCAAGAGCGUGCCUAACCUCACCGCCGCCCUGGCAGAGGGGCCCCCGCGGCCCGGGGGCGCCACCCCCGCCCCACAGGUGGACGAGCUGGACCGCCUCAACGGACCCUCCCCUCAGCCCCCGACAUCCCUCUCCAUGCCCAGCUAUGAGUGCUGAGCUGCAGACACAGAGAUAUAUAGAAGUUACAUACGCAACUACUGUAUAUAUCUAUGUGCUGAGCCAUCUGUGCUGCCAUCACAAGAGGACAAACGUAUUUUGUCUUUGAAGGUGAAAAUACCUGUAAAUAGGCCUACUGGUUAUACCAGUCAAUGUUUUGACCAAUGACCAUUGGUCAGUGUGUGUACCAAAGCAUAGGCGGUAUGCACAACACACAAGCCAUGUGGAGUAUGAUUUUGUAAAUUAUUUGUAUAUAUGAAAAAAGGGGUGUUGACAUUCAUUUCUUGCUGGUGUUUUGGAGUUAACCGUCUCAUCACAUGACUGGUUAAAGGUCCAAUGUGUAAGAUUUCUCCUUCUUGGCAGGGAAAUGAUAGCCUGACGACCAGCCCAUAAUACUUCUUUUCAUUCAUAUUCAUAGUUCUUUUCUGGGGAAGGUUUAGUCGGCUACCAGGCGGCCUGCCAAUGAGCAAACGAUUGGGUGAGAGCUGUCCAAUCGUUUCAUACCAGAACUGAGUGCAAUCCUCCCGUCCUUCUACUGCAAUCGCGUCAGGUCAAAGAACCUCCAGACCAUGAAUACGAAUGAAGAGAAGCAGUAUGGGCGGGUCAUGCAGGCUAGGGCAAUGAAGUGAUAAUAACAUAGUUGUGAGUUUAUCACAUCAGUGGCCAUUUGGAAGCGUGUAUUGCCUUACUUAUUCGACAAGAUUGUUCAAGAUGGAGCAUGAACAUAGCCUGACGAGCACACCCAUUUCAGCUACUAAUGAAAAGAGGUGGAGAGGCACAGGCUAGUCAGGCUAGCAUGAACAUGACUUCAUGCACAUAUGAAUGUAAAAUUUAAGCAAUUGGAAGACUUUAGUCUAAUGUUGGUUAUUCGUUAAUAAGGUCAAACUUGUGAUUGGAUUGGACUGAAAUUUACUGGUAAAUCUACAAUGCUACAAACUGGGCCUUUAAGAUGAGGUUUGAUAUCGGAGGCAAGAUGACUGGUUUCAGGCAGGAAAUCAUAGCGAUAUGUUGAUGUGUAUGCUACCAGACACAACUUUUUUUGGAUUUCAUGUAUUGUUUUUUAUAUUUAAAUAAUUAUCUGGGUUUUUGUAAAUAUAUUUUGUAUUCAACCCAGGGACGUCAAAAGGACAACUCAAUGAAGCAUCAACAUUUUUGGUAAAAAUAAAAUGGAAAAGCAAUAACUAUUCAUGUAUUAAAAGUGAAAUGUGACUCCAAUCUCUUUACUCUAACAAUAUCAUACAGUAUGCAUAAGUGCCCUUUUUAAAUUUUAAAACAUCAUCAAACAUCAUGAUGGUGAAAAUAAGUUUUAUUUUAUUCUGAAAGCAUAUUGUUCAAGCUGAAUUGAAUCCAGAUCGAUCAAAGGCUAGGAAAUGAACAGACAUAAAUACUUGAGUUUUUUUUACAUUUGAAAUCCUACUCAACCAUUCAUAAAACAUGCAAACUCAUUCUAGAAAAACACUGUAAAUAUGCCUUUGGCUUAAAGCAUGUGUAUUCACACAGGAAUACAAGUAUGAAAGGGUUUCAACUACCAGGGUUAGGUCUCAUAUCUUACACACACGUGCACACACACGGAAUGCUUAAGUUAUCUCAUCACAUAUCCUCACAACAGGCUCACUUGGAUGACAGAAGAUGACCAAAAAGAAAUCUCAAAUCUAAUAAACUAGAGACCAUACAGUAACUUGCUGGACAUUAUGCACAUUCCUUGAACUAAGGACUUGAUAAAAACCUUAUGAAAAAACAUGACCCACAGGUCAAUGAAAUAUCACACAUCCCUCAGUCCAGACAUGGAUAAAGCCUGUUAGGUGGGAGUUAAACAUGGGUGAUAACCCUCCACACAUCAAAGUUAUGACACACAAUAUGAUGCUAUCACUCUCUCAUCUGAAGUGCUUUUUAACAUGAGAACCUCUGAGAGGAAGUUCAGCUCAGAGUUCACAUCAUUCUGUGAAGGAAAAGUCAUCAACUUAUAGAGUAUAUGCGUCAAACACAAGCUCACUGAGACCUCGAUUUCAACAAGAAACCUUCUCAAGUUUGAGUCACUGUGAUGUCUCUGAUGAGUUUGCUCUGUACCGUUUUCCUAUGACAAGUACCACUCCAACUAAUGGUGCUCUUUAUAAAUCAAAAUGGACACAGCAAAUAGUAACAAAAAAGCAAGACUUGUCAAAGAGAGCAAUACCAUAGAACACAUCAUUCAGCUGUCCAUGUCAGAAGCAAAAGAGAUUAAAAAAAGAACAUAUAUGUAACGUUACAUAGUAUUCAUAAAUACAACAGCUACAAAAACAAAUGCUGAAAGUGCCUUUUAAAAAAGAAUGAUGUAGUAAGAACUUGGGAAACGAUACAGAGAAGAACACUAGUUUGAGAAUGUGUGAAUCCCCUUAAAGAAUUAGUGAGUAACUUUAGUAGUUUUAUUUCCAAAAUAUACUAUGCUGCCAUUCACGUUUGAUCUUUUUUUUCCUCACAAAUAUUGGUCUAUUCUCACCACAAUAAGAUUUUGCAGCCAACAUUGUCUAUGAGGUCUAUCACUAUUAAUUCAAAAUAUAAGACUGACGUGGAGAAAACCCACCUAUUCAUGUAUGAAAAGUGUACAUUUCCAAAGUCAAACCAUAAUGAAAACUCUGAUGGUGGUAGUAGUCAUUCAUGAAAAAGCUGAUAUUUGUGAAUGAGCAGCAUUCAUUCUGCAAACAGACUCAUAAAAAAGGACACACUCUAUCUCUAAAUAUGCUCUCCAUAUUUUCCUGACACUUCAUCCUGAAUAGUGUUCAUGAACUUCACAAAACAGAAAAGCAGUUUCCACUCCCAUCUGUGAGACCAGGAAAUGACACUAGUUCAACAGCUGUCUCUGACAAAAAUAAUAAUGAAAAGAAUAACUUAAAUAAACCCUUAUGGUUUCUGCAUUGGUAUUGCGAAGGGGUUUCGUUGAAAGGGCAAAACACACAAAGUAUAACAGUAAGAAAAGCAUGUAUGGAAAAAAAGAGCUGAUUCAAAAAUAUAUAUUAUUUUUUUUAUCAAAAGAUCUGCAUCAGCCUUGAAUUGUCAACCACUUUGAACUAUCAAACUAUCAGCAUGAUAUAAAAAUAUAAACUACUGCUAUGUUCUUUGGGUAAAAUCCAGCAAUAAUCAUAAAAAAGUUGCAUUGCAUCAUCUUAAGGAAAUAUUUCACAAGUAGUAGGAAAUACAAAUGUAAGCACUACCACCACAUGGUAGCGCUGUAGAAAAUACAAAAAGAGAACACGAUAAAGGCAUUGAUUCACCAGUUCAACACUAUGUGACUCCACCAGACAUAUACAGAUUAUUCCUGGAAAAGGGGGGCGGUUCUUUCCAUUUUUGGCAGACGGGGUGAUCUCAUCAACCCAGAUAUAACACACACACACACACACACAUACACACAGAAAUACCCCAACACAUAGACAAACACAUUCACAAACACACAUGCGCCCGCUCUCUCUUUCUCUGGCUCUCUCUCUGUCACACACUCUCUCUCUCUCUGUCACACACACAUACGCACGUAAUAUGUACACACACACACACACACACACAGUCCACUCCCAUGGCAGCAGCAGUGAGAGCGAGUGAGAGAGCGAGAGAGCAGCAGUGGAGGAGGGUUAUGAGUGGAGUGGAGUGGAGCGGAGUGGAGCGUGCUUCUCUGCCAGGUCUGUCUGUGGUUUCCUGUGGUGGGGCUGAGAAACCAGCCUACUCAGGGUGGAGCACAGUUCAGUGCAGAACCAGUUCACAACAAGAGCUUACUUACACAGGCACACACACACACACACACACACACACACACACACACACGCGCGCGCGCACCCACACACACGGACGGAUGUACACACACACACGGACGGACGUACACACAGCUUCUAAGCAGCACCCCUCUGAGGAGUCAGUCACAUAGUGGCAAUAAGGGAGGUGAGGGCACACACGGAGAUAAUGUAGGGGAGCAACCACACCACACACAAAAAAAAACGUUCAUGUAAGGAGGGCCAUUUGGGACACACAGUGCAAAUGGAAACUCUUACAUUUCCUCUUCACCCACACGCUUUGAAAGGAAAAAAAGAAAAUGAAAUAAAAAAAGAAACGGCAACAGUAAAAAAAA